This is a messenger RNA of Fonsecaea multimorphosa CBS 102226, 1608 nucleotides long. RefSeq lists its product as uncharacterized. The coding region runs from base 1 to 1608 and encodes 535 amino acids. Gene Ontology annotation, cellular component: fungal-type vacuole membrane. Gene Ontology annotation, molecular function: L-tyrosine transmembrane transporter activity; L-arginine transmembrane transporter activity; L-histidine transmembrane transporter activity. The transcript has 2 exons. Lineage: Eukaryota; Fungi; Ascomycota; Eurotiomycetes; Chaetothyriales; Herpotrichiellaceae. The record is from RefSeq and is a predicted model, not a curated record. Gene Ontology annotation, biological process: amino acid transmembrane transport.
AUGUCUCUACCUGCGCCCGCCUCUUCGAGCAGGCAGCAGUCUCGAGUCCGCCGGCGGCCAGCCACCCCGACGCUCAGCAAACGUGAUCUCAAUGGCACCGUCGGUCAAGCAUCAUGGAUCAGCAGCGUCGUCAACCUCCUCAACACGAUCGUGGGCGCCGGGGUCCUCGCCAUGCCUCUCGCUCUGUCACACAUGGGUAUCGUGCUGGGAACAAUUGUGAUACUGUGGGCUGGUGCCACCGCCGGGUUUGGCCUCUACCUGCAAACUCGCUGCGCCGCAUAUCUGGAACGAGGCUCCUCGAGUUUUUUUGCCCUGUCUCAAAUCACGUACCCAAACGCCGCGGUCAUCUUUGACGCUGCCAUUGCGGUCAAAUGCUUUGGGGUGGGCGUUAGCUAUCUCAUCAUCAUUGGCGACCUCAUGCCGGGCGUCGUGCGCGGAUUUGCUCGUGAAGAAGACCUGGGCCAGUUCAUGUUCGACCGCCAUUUCUGGGUCACGGCUUUCAUGCUGGUCGUCAUUCCCUUCUCCUUCCUCCGGCGACUCGACUCCUUGAAAUACACUUCUGUUAUCGCUCUGAUAUCCAUUGGUUACCUGGUCAUCCUGGUCGUCUACCACUUUGCCGCACACGACACCUUGCCCAAUGGGCACUACCAGACGCCGCUGAGAGUAUUCACAUGGGCGGGUGCUAUUCCGGCGCUUUCUUCCUUCCCAGUCAUUGUGUUCGCCUACACAUGCCAUCAAAACAUGUUCAGCAUCCUCAACGAGAUCAGCGAUAAUUCCCAUUUCCGCACCAGCGCUGUCGUCUUCGCUUCCAACGGCACCGCUGCCGCCAUCUACAUUUUGGUUGCGAUUACCGGUUACCUGUCUUUUGGAAACGAAAUUGGAGGAAAUAUUGUGGCUCAAUAUGCGCCCUCGGUGUCCACAACGAUCGGUCAAGCUAUGAUAGUCGUGCUCGUCAUGUUCUCCUACCCUCUCCAAGUCCACCCCUGUCGAGCCAGUGUUGAUGCAGUUCUCAAAUGGCGUCCUUCCGAUAAGCUCAAAGCGAGACUGCGUUCCACGCCCGCGACACCGAGCUCGCUCGAUUCCAGCCCUCCGCGCGACGUCCCUCUGCUACAACCUGGCAGGAAGCGGAACACGGAGAUGGGAGAGGCUCGCUUUGCCGCCAUCACCACCGUGAUCAUCAUCCUCAGCUACAUCGUCGCCAUGACCGUUUCCAGCCUCGAGGCCGUUCUGGCAUACGUCGGUUCAACGGGGAGCACGUCCAUUUCCUUCAUCCUUCCGGGUUUGUUCUACUACAAGAUAUCUUCACCCGAUUCUCCUCUACAUCAGAAACUCGUAAAGGAGGAAGACGACUACGACUGGCAGAGGAGUGACGAUCCAAGCGACGACUCUGACGACGCCGCCGGUACCGAUGAACAACCGAACCACGAAGGCCAAAACCUACUCAGCAACUCGGGCAUUCUGAGCCUCAGCGGCGUGAGCUUGCUGAAACGGACGAGGAAUUUCCGCCGGAAGCUGCUCCGCAGGCUGAGCCUCGCGUUGGCCAUCUACGGCAUAUGCGUCAUGGUGGUGUGUUUGAUCACGAAUACCUUUUUCAUUGUUGCGCACUGA